UGGGACCAGAUCUUAAAGGAGGGUGUAAGUAGUGAUGUCACUCAAGGGGGAGGAGUGAGUGACGUAUUUCUGGUGAAGUCAGAAAGGGAGGGGAAGCACAGAGAGAGGGAGAGAAAAAGGAAGCACUCCGAUAAGUCUUUUUUUGUAUGUGUGUGUACUUUUUUCAAAGUUAGACAAACGUUCAGCAACAGGAGGUGCGAUCGGAGAGUUUGAUGGGAUCAGUAUGUGAGGAGCAGGAUCCGAGGCAGAGCUCGGUUUAUGAGCAGCUGUGCACAGCUGAUGACAGCAUAAAAUAUUAACACUUUUCUAGGCCUUGGGCCUCGAGUGACCACAGAGAGGUCCCGCUCAGACGUGUGAAAAAAAAAAAAAAAAAAGGAAAGUAAUGUCUUCUGACUUGGACUCCAGUCUCACAAGCAUUGACUGGCUGCCCAAACUGGGAGUCAGCAGCCUGCGCUCAGGGAAAAAGAGAGGAGGAGUGGAAAAGGACAAGAAGAAAGAUAGAGGGAGGGACAGAGGGGACUUUAUACCACCGGUACCAAGCCCCUCCACAUCUAACUGUAAAGGAAAACCCCCCCAUAGCUAUGCCACUCUUAUCGCCAUGGCAAUAGCAGCUGCACCUGAGAAGAGGUUAAGUUUAAAUGACAUCUACACCUGGAUCAGCGACACCUUCCCCUACUACAGCCGAGCAGGCCGCGGAUGGAAGAACUCCAUCCGUCACAAUCUGUCCCUGAAUAAAUGCUUCAGGAAAGUUCCCCGACCACAGAGUGAUCCUGGAAAGGGCUCCUAUUGGACGAUGGAUGGGCCCUCAGAUGUGGGUCAGAUGAGGGCACAGAAACGGCCCUAUCCAGAGGAAGAAGAGGAGGAAGAGCGGGAGGAAACUCUUCAAGUCCCAGAGACCCAAUCCCUGAGAGGCCCGUCUGUUCACCAGCCCUCGACUGCUUCUCAUGCUGACCUCCAUCUUUUUAACUCCUCUCCGCUUGGGCAUGUGCAGAAGCUGCCUCCUCACUCUACUUCUCUCACUCCUCCUCCAUUCAAGCAGUCGUCUCCAUACGUGCCUCCUCCUGUCUCGAGUCUGCUGGCCUCCAAUCUUCCUGUGUCCCAGUCUGCCGGAGUGCCUCCCAGUUCUUUUCCCCAUCCACCUAUUUCCACCUACACCGGCGCCGCCACUCAUCUGCCCUCUGUCAACAUGUCGACAGCCUCUGCAGCUGCUUUUUCUCAUCCAGUGUCGUCCUUUGCGGUCACAUCGGACCCACUUCCCCACUCUACAUUCUCUUCCAACCCCUCAGGCGUGUCAGGCAUCGGUAACUCCUGUGUAACAACUGCGCCUUCAUCUUCCAACGCCCUUCCUGUUGUUUCUGAGCCUCCACUGCGCUUCUCCUUUGAGGAGAUGAAUAUACCAGACCUGUAUGCAUCUUUCAAGUCUCUCUUCAAGACAAUACGGGAGAGGGGGGGCUCUGUGUCGGACAGCCCCUCUGUGCUCGUCCCAAACAGUGACACUACCCCACUUCACACUCCAACUUUGCCCCCGAUGUCUCCUCCUCCUCAUGCAUCUGCACCACACGCUCUCAGCGCCCCACCUGCACCAGGCGUUCCACCUGCAGCAGCUACACACCCUCCAGAGACAGAGCGCAUGGCCCAACACACACUACCCCCUGACUGGUUCUGUACCCAAGAUUCUCUGAAGGAGAGCUUCCGGAUCGUCAGCAACCUGAACUGGGCAAACAUUGACCUCACCGGUCAUCCAGAUCUGCUGGAAAGCAUGAGGCAGGCGGAGCUCUGCGACUGGGCCCUGGACCCGGCGGUCUUCACCUCCCUCUGCGACUCCCUGAACCGCUUCUUCUCUCAGAAAGGCAUGAUCAGCCCUGGCAGUCGCUCCCCCAUCGCUCUCGGAGGCCCUCACUCGACUCAGCCCUCGCCCCUUUCCUACUCUCCCAUGGUUCCUUCCACCAACGGGCCGCAGCCUCCCCGGAGGCCGCUGCAGCCAGGCCUUCACAUGAGACCUCAGCUGACGCAGCCUCCAAGCACAGCUGGUGGGAUCCAGCCGCAGGCUCCAACGCCUCGACAGCCUCCUCCUCUUAAGAGUUGGCGUGGAAACAGCGAGGAGAUUAGCGAUGAAUUUAACUGGGAUACUCUAAUUGAUUGAACCUCACUGCACUAUAAAACACAGAAAUAUCAUAUAUUGUUUUUUUCAGAAGUUGUAUUUUUUUCUGUAAGCACAUCUGGGAUAGUUUUGACACGAGAACAAAUGUCGGAGUUGAAAGUCUACUUACUCCAAAAUGCUGUAUUCCUGCUGAAAGAGUUUUUUUUUCUUUAUGGAGGAGGUUCACAGGGUUUGAGCUUCACAUCAAACUUUAAAAUGUCAAAACCUAAGGUGACACGAUGUCCUUUUUUCUAUUUGCUGCUGAUCUUCUGAGCAUUGACAGACAAACACAUCCUGCGUUUUUCUUUUAUUUCAUAAAUUUCUUUAGAUUUUUUUUCUUCAUUUUACAUUUCAAAUGUGAAUGUUUACAGCUGACACCAGACAAAAAUUCAACCUUACCCAAUAAGAGCUUUUUCUUGAUAUAAAAUAACGAUUUCAUUGAACUGAAUUAAAAGAAAAGCAUGAUUAAACAUGUUUUCAAGUCCC
Molecule: messenger RNA, 2626 nt
Organism: Oryzias melastigma (Indian medaka)
Lineage: Eukaryota; Metazoa; Chordata; Actinopteri; Beloniformes; Adrianichthyidae
Gene: foxj2
Product: forkhead box J2
Exons: 10
Coding region: 383-2143 (586 amino acids)
Biological process (GO): regulation of transcription by RNA polymerase II
Cellular component (GO): nucleus
Molecular function (GO): RNA polymerase II cis-regulatory region sequence-specific DNA binding; DNA-binding transcription factor activity, RNA polymerase II-specific
Source: RefSeq, a predicted model, not a curated record